Messenger RNA from Miscanthus lutarioriparius, 2364 nucleotides. The record is from the annotation of a GenBank genome assembly. NCBI's taxonomy places the organism in Eukaryota, Viridiplantae, Streptophyta, Magnoliopsida, Poales, Poaceae.
AUGGAUCCUGACCAGGUCGCCGACGCCGGGGUCCAGCACCAGCACGACGAUCUCGGCGGCAGUGCCACAUCCGCAGACGGGUGCUGUGACGGUGGCAGUGGCGAUAGCUGGGCGCGCGCGCUGCUCCGCCGGGGAUGGGACCUGUCCCGGAAGGCCGCCAUCGCCGGCGUCGCGGCCACGGCCGCGCCCGUCGUGGCCCCGCCACUGCUUGUCCUGUCCCUCGCCGGCGUCGCGCUGUCCCUACCCUUCGCCGCCUACCUGGCCUGCCUCGCCGCCACCGACCGUCUUAUGGGCGCACUCCUGCCGGCUCCUCGUACCCAGCCGUACCACGCCUGCGACCUCGAAGACGAUGGAUUCUUAGAUGCAUCUGACGCGCCCGGCGGCGAGGCCCCUGUGUUCGACCACUGGCACGACGCAAAGAACGAUGCCAUUCCGGAGGAAAACGAGAGCUUUGUAUCGUUGCCGCUGUCACGGGAACCUCGGUUCUGCGAAGAGUCGGUGCCGUCGUCGACCGACGUGGAGGAUAAGAUGGCUGGAGGUGAAUUUCUUUCCCGAGAAUUGGGUCACGAGUCACUAGUGUUGGACAAUAGGGAACAGGAAGAGCAGGGCACAACCAUGGAGAUUGGGUAUAUUACCAUGGAGGCACUGCCACGGGGCUCCGAUGUUUUCGGAUCAGCAGUGCCAGUGUUGCGUGAUCAAGACAAUAUGGUUCAGAGGGUGGUAGAAGCUCCUCUUACAGCCAAGGAAUCAGUCCAAGAGUUAUCUGUAUCAGACAAUGAGGAUAGAACAGAGGAUAACAAGUGCAAAGAUAUGGAGCAAAUGGAGUCCUUCAAGGAGAUUCUGUCACUGGGCGUCGACAUCAGUGAAUUAAGUGACUUCUCGGUGCCAGUAUUGGGCAAUGAGGGUAUUGUGGUUGUGAGAGGAGAUGGUGAAAAAAAUUCUGUCCGAGAAUCAGGCCAAGAUUCCCAUUUAACAGAUAUUGAGGAUAAAAUAGAGAGCCAGAAAACCAAAGAAGAGAUACCACUGCAGGAGGCUAAUGUUUCUGAAUCAUUGGUGCUGGAUGAUACAAUGCUGGAGAGGAAGAUAGAAGGUGAUGUAACAGUGGAGAUGGUGGUGAAAGAAGUGUUCAUUAACACCGAUCCUUUUACAGGGGAGGUGGCUGGUGAGCAAGUGGGUUCCAUUGCUAUUGCCCUACCUGAAAGCGAGUCGCUGCAAGCCAGCAACCUUGUGGCUCAGGAGUUACAGGCGAUGGCGGAAGUUGCUAAUGUUGACGAUGUUAUCAAUGUUGCUUUAACAGAAGACGUUGUAUUGGAUAUUGGUGAUACUGGUACAGAGGGCAUGGAGCACUAUGGUGAGGGAGGUGUUUCUACUGUCAUCUCAGUGGUGACCGUGGAUGAUGUUGCAGAGCUAGUUUCCAGUAGGAGCCCAGCAGUCUCAGGCAUCAGUGAUGACAUGAAGAGUGUCAAGAGUAGGCCAGAUGCUGACCGCUCCAAUCAAACAACUGGCUACACACUAAGGAACAAUGAAUUUCGGGAGAAAGAGGCAACAGAGGACAAGCAUGUGAAAAUAGAGAACAAAACCUUGGACGACAAGGUGCCUACAAGGAGCACGUCACCACAGAUCAUUGAUGCUUCUAAAUCACCAGUGCCAGACGAUCAGAGCAAGAUAGAAGACGAAGCAACUGUGGAGAUGGUGCUGGAAGGAGUGACGAGUGACACUGACGAUCUUGUUACACGGGAGGUGGUUGCUGUGCAAUUGAAGAUUAUUGCUAGUGAAAGUGAGUCGUCGUCAGUGAGUGACCAUGUGGCUCAGGAGUUACAGGGCGUGAGCGAAGCUGCAGUUGUUGAUGAGAUCCGAGGAAGUACUGUGAUUGAAAACAUAAAAAAUGAAUUGAGUGACAGAACAACAGAGGGUGUUGAGCACCACAGUGACAGAGGUACUUAUAGUUUUGUCUCAGGAGUUCCAGAGGUAACCGUGGAUGAUGGUAAGGAUCUAGUUUCGAGUAGGAGCACACCACAUGCCUCAGCCCGUGAUAGCGCCUCAAGUGUCGAGGGUACGCCGGUUUUUGAUAACCCACACCAAACAACUGGUGUUGAAUACAAGCCAGUGAACGAAGGAUUCAGGAGGAAUGAUGUAGCUGAGGACAUGGACAACUAUACGGAGGAACAUUUAAGGGAGCAGCUUGAUACACUAAGAACAAUAACAGGGUACCGUCCCGCACCAUCUUUGACUCUGGAAGCUGAGCUUGUGGGGCUGUAUAUAUUUGUGGGAGUGGAACCUCCUGUCAGCUCAAGGGAUGCCUCCGAUCUGAAUGAUCUCAGCACAAAACUCCGGUUCUUGAAAUCGAUCAUAGGCGUGGAGUAA